Molecule: messenger RNA, 1605 nt
Organism: Gadus chalcogrammus (walleye pollock)
Lineage: Eukaryota; Metazoa; Chordata; Actinopteri; Gadiformes; Gadidae
Product: cytochrome P450 2D15-like
Exons: 11
Coding region: 168-1583 (471 amino acids)
Biological process (GO): xenobiotic metabolic process
Cellular component (GO): cytoplasm; intracellular membrane-bounded organelle
Molecular function (GO): heme binding; oxidoreductase activity, acting on paired donors, with incorporation or reduction of molecular oxygen, reduced flavin or flavoprotein as one donor, and incorporation of one atom of oxygen; iron ion binding
Source: RefSeq, a predicted model, not a curated record
UGCUACCCUAGUGUCUUUCAGCAAAAGCUCUACAAACAACCACAGUGUUUUGAUUGUGUCCAGUUCCCUCACUUGUUAUCUCUAGUCGCUGUGGGCCUGGAGCUCUGGACCAGGGCUUCAGCUGGGUGGGGAAGAGAAGGACGGCUACUGUCUGACGGACCGGGAUCAUGUUCGGCUCGUUGGUUCUGUUCGCCGUCGUCUUGUGGUUCUUCAAUUUCCUGUUGAGGAACAGAAGAGGGAAGAACUUCCCUCCAGGGCCGUCAGCACUACCCCUCCUCGGGAACCUCCUGGAAUUCAGCUCUGAGAACCCCAUUCCAGAUCUGAGCCGGCUUGCUCGUCGCUAUGGCAACGUGUACAGCCUGUUCCUCGGCCCCCAGAAGGUGGUUGUGGUCAACGGCCUCCAGGCGCUGAAGGAAGCCUUCGUCACCAGGGCCGCAGACUUCUCUGGACGACCCCAUGGCCUCCUGCUGAACGACGCAUCCCAGCGGAAAGACUGGGCUCCGGGACUGGCGCUGGCCGGGUACGACGCCCAGUGGCGGGACCACCGUCGCUUCGGCCUCCAGGUGCUCAGGAACUUCGGCCUGGGGAAGAAGUCCAUGGAGGAGAGGAUCCUCCAGGAGACCCAGCAGGUGGUGAAGCUGCUGGAGGAGAGCGCCGGGUCAGAGGUCAAUCCUCAGCUGCUGUUCCAUAAACUCGCCUCCAACAUCGUCAGUCGGGUCGUCUUCGGUCCGAACUACGACCACAACGAUCCCUUCAUGAAGUUCUCCAUCAGGGCCGUCAGAGAGAACGUCAAGAUCCUCAACAGCGCCUGGUCCAUGGAGUUGAAUGAGAAGACAGCGGAGGUGAUCCAGGAGCACAAGAGCAGCAGGCUGCCAGGGGAACAGCGAGACGUGAUGGACUGCUACCUAGAGGAGAUGGACAAGAGAGAAGACGGUUUGUCGUUCUCAGAAGAUCAGCUCUGCUCGUUUGCUCAAGAUCUUCACAUGGCUGGAACGGACACCACGUCCAACACCCUGCUGACUGGGGUCCUCUACAUGAUGGCUCACCCCCACAUACAAGAGCGAUGCCAGCAGGAAAUAGACUUUGCAUUGGAGGGGAAGGACAAGGUUGCUUUUGGAGACAAGCAGAAGAUGCCUUACGUGCAGGCGGUGAUCCAUGAGGUCCAGAGAGUGGCCAACAUUUUACCACUCAGUAUCUUUCACUGCACCACUAAAGACACCCAGCUGAUGGGAUUCUCCUUACCCAAGGGAACCAUCGUGGCCCCCAACAUGGCGUCUGUGCUGUUGGAGGAGGGCCAGUGGAAGUUCCCCCACGACUUCAACCCGGAGAACUUCCUCGACGACCAAGGAGAGUUUGUGAAGCCAGAGGCCUUCGUGCCAUUCUCCUUGGGACCCCGGGCUUGUCUGGGCGAGGGGCUGGCCCGCAUGGCGCUCUUCCUGGUGUUUGUGACUCUGCUGAGGAGGUUCCGGUUCGUCUGGCCAGCGGGGGCUGGAGAACCAGACCUUAGUCCCGUCUUUGGGUUCGCCAUGAGCCCACAACCCUACAAACUGGAGGUCCGCUGUAGAGAGACGGCAGAUCAUUAACAACAAGAUGGAUUUGAGUAUG